ACAGCGCAUCAUAGUUUCCCUCUUUGAAACCUCGUUCUCAGCAUUUUCUUCAAUUUUACAGAGGGAAAGUGAGGAGUUACCGACUCCGCGAGAGAGAGAGAGAGAGAGAGAGAGAGAGAAGCGAGUUUGAAGAGUCGGCGAAUUGUGGUAAUUAUGGAGUUGUUCGGAAAAAAAACAAGACCUAUGAAGACUGACAUUGAGAAAUAGAAUUGAAACCCUAGACCACGCAAAUUGAGCACAAGUGGCCUUCUGUGUUAUGUCAGAAGUUUCAAGGGAUUUGGGUGCUUCAGCUGAACCCAAUAAAAUAGGGCCAGAUUACUUUGCUUUUUAUGCACGUGAAGUUGCAGAGCUGUUAUCGCAAGAUGAGGAUUUUCUUGCUUUCUCAUCAGAAACUUCUGAAGUAGCUGGAAUGAUGAAUGGAGAUGUUGGAGAAAAGGAUGCAACUGGAAGUAAUCACAGUGGCAAAGAUAACACUUUUUCGGGUUCCUUAUUUUGUAAUGGUGUUGGAGCCAGGCUUUCAGAUUUUAAGAAAGAAAGAUUGAAGGCCUUGCUUCGGCAGAGUGUCGUCACUCUUUCACAGGAAGUUGACGAGAUGCUAGAUCCUGUAAUCGCUAUUCGUCACAUACAAUCACAACUGAGAUACAAAAAGAGCCUAUCAAAUUAUUCAGCUACAGCAUGUGAUGAGGGUGAUGUAGAACAGCAUCCUCACAAGAAGAUUAAGCUGUCCUCUUCGAUCAGCAUUCCUCUGCAUGCUAGUCCCAUUGGUGCUAAGUCUUUGUGUGUGUGUGUGCGCGCGCACAUGUUUUUGCAGGAUUCAGGUAAUAAAGGCAAGGAUGCAGAUUUGCCAGAAAAUGGAAGAUCCAAUGGUGUCAAGAAGAAUUGUGCUCAUUGCCAUACUGCUAAAACCUCAAAGUGGAGAACUGGUUCCGAGGGGCCUCUGUCCAUAUGCAAUGGUUGUGGAAUCAAAUUUGAAGAAGAAAAGGAGCCUCCCUCAAUAAAUGACCACAACAAGGAGUCAUGUCUGGUUUCAAACAUAGGGGCUGAUGAUGAAUAUAGAGAAGUUGAUGAUGAUAUGCAAUUCCUCCUGGAGAAUGAUGCCCCAAAGGUUGAGGCGGUGGUAAAGAAACAUUCUGAUGAAGUAUUCACAAUGCUUGGGCACAUGGAGCAGCAGCUUGAAGAGCUUCUUGAUACAGUGCUGUCUAAUUGCAGGUUGAUGACUCUUUCUGAGAAGCAACAGCUUCGAAAACUGAUUCAGAAGCUGCCGCCUAGAAAUCUUGACCGUGUUGUGGAAAUCAUCCAAUGUAAUAAACCAUUUGGCAAAUAUUCAGCUGAUGAGAUCCAUGUUGAUCUGGAAAAACAGGAUAAUGUUACACUUUGGCGAUUGUAUUACUAUGUUAAAGCCGUUGAUAAUGCUAGAGAGCUCUCAGGGUAGCUGAACCUCAGCAAAGCCUCGUAGCCAAACUUGCCAAACCAAAUUCUGCAUGUCAGUUUACUCCAUUAGGGUCAUGAAUUUUGUCAAAAUGUGGAUCAAGUUUUCUCUCUACCUCAAAAGCCAGAUGAAGAGGCCCAAACAUCACUGCUUGCUUGUUGAUUCUUCUGAAGGGGUAAUGCCUAAAAUUUUGAAUGCAAAGUUCUAUUAAGAAAGCAAAUUUACUGCAGACCAUACCAGUAAAAAUGGCAUUUUUUCACCAAGGCAGAAAGAGCAUUCUUUUGAAGUACUUUACAAUCCCUGAAAGGUGGAAUGUGACCCAGCUUUCUUUUGUAUGAUUGUGGGGUCUUACUAGGUUCUGCGCGAUAAGGUAUUAUUGCAUUUUGAAAUCUUAUUUUUUGUACAUCUAGUAUAUAGAUGUUCUGACUGUACAGUUUGUAAGGUUUUUGUGGGGGCAUCAACUGGUGGAGAGCUACUUCUGUUAGUGCAACAUGAUAACCAACAAGGCUGUACGACAAGAAUUUGAUCCAUGUAAGCACGAGGAAUAUUUCAUUAUUUCCUGAAUGUUAGUGCAAGCAAGGAUCAUUUGUUACUUUAUAUGAACAUUUGAAGUUUAUUGUUUGAUUUGUUUUUC
Messenger RNA from Camellia sinensis, 2063 nucleotides. RefSeq lists its product as uncharacterized. Gene Ontology annotation, molecular function: zinc ion binding; sequence-specific DNA binding. The record is from RefSeq and is a predicted model, not a curated record. Gene Ontology annotation, biological process: regulation of DNA-templated transcription. NCBI's taxonomy places the organism in Eukaryota, Viridiplantae, Streptophyta, Magnoliopsida, Ericales, Theaceae.